AUGCCUCCUAGAAAAUCUGAUCGAGUCCGAGCUAUCAAAGAGAAACUCGGACAACCCUCAUACUCAGAAACCUCCAGGAGAUGUAGCUCAGUCGGUCCCACCUCAGCACGACCUAAUGCAAGAAGAUCAAGCAUUAGAUCAGCUACCACCGACCAUAACGUCGGAGGAAGAGAGACUCCUAAUGUCCCUACACGAGAAAAACUUCAUCAACUGGAGAAAAGCUCAAGAAACGAACCCGAACAAUACCCGGGCAAUCACGAUCUAUCUCAGCUUGUGGAAGAACAGUCACGACAGCUUGACGAUGCUCCUGGACGAGGAGGAAGUCCUGAAGAGGUCCCUGGGAUGGAAUCCGUACUCCGAAGAACUCAAGUUCAAAGCGAGAACCAACCAUGGCUUCAUAGGCAAGAAUCCGAGCCCUCAACCAGCAUCGCAGCACGUGCCGGAACCAGCGCAGUCCAACUCGUCAGCAGGACCAAUCCGCAAGAACCAUCAAAAAGCUCAGAAAGAGCCCUAUCAGAAACCAGCUCACGUAGAGGAGGAAUCGGCCAACAUGCAGUCGAUGCUGUCCUUCAGCCGAGCCUACUACCGGGCGAUCAAAGGGAUCAACAAAUCCCAGAAGAGCAAAGGAAAGUCUCCCUUAGUUACAACCCAAAACCAACCGGGACCGUCCAACCAGUAGAAAAAACCUUCAUCUCUACUCCCAGUCCGUUUCUCUUUUCCCAACGCGUGGCUUAUGAAAAUAAUAAUGAUGUUUUUUGUUCUGCUGUCAUGAUGCCUACGCCUGUGAGCAAAACGAGUGUCCUAGUUCAAAAAGUUGCCCACCCCACUACCUCACCUUUAGUACAAAAUGAUGUUACUCCCAUUCCUUUUAGACAAGUUGUGUCUCCUAAAGUUCAUGCCCUCAAGACAAUUUCUACUCCUAUGACAGAGAAUGACAAAAUUGAGAGAGCGCUCGAAAACAAAAACUUGGAGAGUAUCUCUCAAGAAAAUUGA
Molecule: messenger RNA, 993 nt
Organism: Melampsora larici-populina 98AG31
Lineage: Eukaryota; Fungi; Basidiomycota; Pucciniomycetes; Pucciniales; Melampsoraceae
Exons: 1
Coding region: 1-993 (330 amino acids)
Source: RefSeq, a predicted model, not a curated record